Messenger RNA from Trypanosoma brucei brucei TREU927, 921 nucleotides. RefSeq lists its product as hypothetical. The record is from RefSeq and is a predicted model, not a curated record. The transcript has a single exon. Bases 1 to 921 code for a protein of 306 amino acids. Lineage: Eukaryota; Euglenozoa; Kinetoplastea; Trypanosomatida; Trypanosomatidae.
AUGCUGCGACAGCAUAGUCCUGAUGGCAUGGCUGGUAAGACGCGUGUUUCCAGCAUCACAUGGGAGGAUGAGUUGCUUUUGCGAGGUGUGCGUCUUGACAGUGAUUUGGUGCCUCAUCUUCAAACAACGCUCUCAUCCCCACAUAAUCGCAGUGAACACGGCGCAACAACUCCAGCAGGCUCCAGUGCAAUUCUCGCAAUGGUAAAUGCUGGAGGGAGUUGUACCAGCAGUCCGCGCUCGGAGGUACGGAUGAAAAAUGUCAGCCCCCUGCGUGAUCUCAGCGCAAAACUUCGAGGAAAGGAUUCAGCGGCGUCCACAUGUGACGAGUGUGGUGUUGGGUAUUCAUCCGACAGCGGGUUAUCGAACACGUGGGUACGUUACGGUCCCAAUGCAAUGAGCUCACCGCGUGUCGUCGUUCCGUCGUUGUUACCACUUCCCCAAAACAUCACACCACCCCCACGAGGAGGGAAAGAUAUUAGCCAUAAUUGUGCCCUUCCCCCUUUAGGCGCAGAGGGACAGAAAUCAAGUGGUCGCAGCACAGCACCUCUUAGUAGAACCGGUCAUGAGCAACCUGGCAACUCACCAGCUCCAAAGCUUAGCAGUAGCACAAUUGCCAUUCGGGAUACGGAGGCGACACUUGUGUUGAGGACAAAUACACCACUUUCAUGUGGAAGGAAAGAAAAGAAACUCAGUCUCGGCGGUACUGGAAAAAGUUGCAGCAAUGAUGGACGAAGUAUUGCGACACCCUCGAAGACAACAAUAAAGCGGGCGAUGACGCCAUUGAGCAAACAAACCACUUCAACAAGUUGUGAGAGGUCUAGUAGUCAAGGGAAUGGUAGGCGAUGCGAGUCUGGGCGUUCCUCCAUACAAGCCAAUGGGCUACAAGUUUUAGAUCCUAUUGGUAGUCGAAGGGAUGACUAG